UCGGUGUGGCGGCGCGGCCCGGGCGGAGGGACUGUGUAAUGGCCCAGGACACUACAGUGCCCAAACUGAACUUUGAAUAUUGGCUGAAUAAAGCCAUUGAAUGGGGUCAAGCCACUACCCUGGAAUCCCAGAAAGAUGUGUGCCUUCACUUGCCCCAGCUCCAGGAGUUUCUACACCAGCUUUAUGAAACUUUAAAAGAUGUGCAGGGUUCAGUUGCAGCGAUCCAGCAGUUCCCUUUAAUUGGGCAGCUUCUAGGAAGGCUCUGUUGGAAUCCUUUUGUUAUAGGAUAUGAUGAAAGCCAGAAGACUCUGAUGUGGUGCCUCUGCUGUCUGUACAGCAGUGAGCCACAGAACCCUGUGGAACUGAAGGCCAACAGCUGGAUACGGAGUUUGCUGUGCCAUCUCCUUUCUUCUUCUAAGUGGGAAAGUAAUGAAGCUGAAACCAGUCCAUUCAUAUCAACUCUGGGCUGCACGUCAGCAGAUUAUUAUUGUCACUUAGUUAAAAAUAUGGUCUUUUCAUUAGUAGCAGAACUCAGAGAAAAUCAGUUCAAUGGACUUAACACUCAGAGGAGUGUUUCAGCCAGUCGAGUGAAUGCUGUGUCCAUUUUCUGUGUCCCUGUCGUUACUUUGCCUGACCUAUCUCCACUGCUGGAAACUCUUCUUCUUUACCAUGGAGGUUCACCAAAAGAAAUUCUCUGUCCAGAGUUUCUAGAGGCUGUGAAUGAGGCCUUUUUAAAGAAGAAGAUCUCCCUUCCUGAAUCUGCUGUCUUCAGCCUCUGGCUUCGUCACUUACCAAGCCUGGAAAAAGCUACCUUGCAUCUUUUAGACCGGUUGGUUUCCGUCCAGCUGAACUCACUGGAAGAAGUGGCUUGUGUCAUAAAGGACUCAUUACUGCCACAAGCAGCGAGCCAUCCUGCCAUUUUCAGAGUUGUAAAUGAAAUUUUCAAGAAUGCACUGCUGGAAACUGAUGGAACUUCAGAAGUUAUGACCAUAAUACAGGUGUUUACACAGCUCUUCAUUGAGGCUCAUCAGAAUCAAAACAAGCAGCAUGCAUUUCCCUUGAAGGCAUACUUCCCUUGCCAUCACCAGCCUCUCGUAAGAGCACUACUCAGACGUCCUUCUGAACUCCCAACUACAUCUUGGUGUCAACACUUGAAAAACAUUUCAGAUACGCUCAAAGCAUUAGUAGAAGAUACAAACAUUAGUUCUCUCACUGACCUUUUUGAAAUCUGGUUUUUGGUUGCUUGCUUUGGAGAAUGGCUGGAUAUUGCAGCAGAACAAUUACUGAAGGCUGCUGUACAACCAGACCCUUUGCUGUGGCUGCUGGCAUUUUACUACUGUCCUCAGAAUGAAAACCAACAAAGGACUCAGGCAAUGGUAGAAGUUGAAGCAGUCUACAGUCAUCUAAUGAUGCUCUUCAGCUGUGCAGACCUUUCUCUCAGAGAUCUGGAGCCUGCUGUGCACAGGAUAACGGGUACGGAGCAGUGCUGUAUCCAGCAUCUUUUGACACAUCUUCUGACCAACUUUCUACUCUUUUCAUCUGGUGGACAUAUGGUUGCCCAGGAAUGUAUUUACCAUGUAAGUAGAGCAGCUGUUUACCAGGUGUUAGAAUUGAUGGGAGAGAAGCCUGGUGCUUUAGAAAGUCAAAGAGGACAACAGUGUGGUAAUUGA
This is a messenger RNA of Myiozetetes cayanensis, 1670 nucleotides long. RefSeq names its product FA complementation group C (gene FANCC). The record is from RefSeq and is a predicted model, not a curated record. Lineage: Eukaryota; Metazoa; Chordata; Aves; Passeriformes; Tyrannidae. Gene Ontology annotation, biological process: nucleotide-excision repair; interstrand cross-link repair; cellular response to oxidative stress. The transcript is spliced from 15 exons. Gene Ontology annotation, cellular component: Fanconi anaemia nuclear complex. Bases 39 to 1670 code for a protein of 543 amino acids.